Molecule: messenger RNA, 453 nt
Organism: Hibiscus syriacus
Lineage: Eukaryota; Viridiplantae; Streptophyta; Magnoliopsida; Malvales; Malvaceae
Exons: 4
Cellular component (GO): plasma membrane
Source: RefSeq, a predicted model, not a curated record
AUGGCAGAGAAUUCGAUUAAUUGUUGGCUUUCCAGCUCGAUUCUAAGUAUUUUCACCCUCUUUUCCUGUUUGUUUGGACAUUGUAAUUCGGUUGAGCAACUUGCUAGAUAUGAUACCUUUACGAUUUCAAGCUUCAAUUACCCAGAAACCCAGAUCAGACCUUUUGAUAUGCGUUAUAUAAGAGUUGAUUUACCUUCGUGGUUCUCUUCAAUGUCAAUAGCAUUGAAGUCGAGUGUCAAUCUUGAUAUAAAUAGCUUCGAAAAAAUUCCUAGAAAUGUGCUGCCGAUGAUGUGCUUCAGAUAUGGCAGCCUCCCGUUACCAGAUGUCUUGAGCAGUUCAAUGAAAGUUGCACUAUCUAACAGAUCUUUUGAAGGAAUACAAUUACUUCAAACUUCAGAGCAGUGCUAUCCUGUUCCAAGAAAUCUGACAAUGAAGUUGAUGAACGAGCAGGUU